This is a messenger RNA of Apiotrichum porosum, 3327 nucleotides long. RefSeq lists its product as uncharacterized. Gene Ontology annotation, cellular component: cytosol. Gene Ontology annotation, biological process: inositol phosphate biosynthetic process; inositol metabolic process. The record is from RefSeq and is a predicted model, not a curated record. The transcript is spliced from 8 exons. Gene Ontology annotation, molecular function: diphosphoinositol pentakisphosphate kinase activity; 5-diphosphoinositol pentakisphosphate 1-kinase activity; metal ion binding. The coding region runs from base 1 to 3327 and encodes 1108 amino acids. Lineage: Eukaryota; Fungi; Basidiomycota; Tremellomycetes; Trichosporonales; Trichosporonaceae.
AUGUCCACCCCACGACCCACCACUCCCCGGGUCAACGGAUCCGCGGGAAGCGCGUCCCCCGCCCCGCCAGCCUCCCCGACCAAGGGAUGCGCCUUCGUUGAGCGUGCCCCACCCAAACUUCCCGUCGUCACCCUCGGUGUGUGCGCGAUGGAUGUCAAGGCGCGGUCCAAGGCUAUGCGCGAGAUUCUCACUCGUCUCGUCGAGAUGGAGAACGGCGGUGUGGAGGUCAACAUCUUUGGCGACGUUGUGAUCCUCGAAGAAGACAUCCAACACUGGCCUCAGGCAGAUGUCCUCAUCUCGUUCUUCUCCACCGACUUCCCCCUGCCCAAGGCGCUGGCGUACACUCAAAUCCCCAACCGCCUGCCACCGAUCUCUAUCAACUCGCUGGCUAUGCAGAGCCUGCUCUGGGACCGUCGACUGGUACUCGCCAUUCUGGACCACGUCGGCGUCACCACUCCCAAGCGUGCGGAGGUGAACCGUGACGGCGGUCCUCGCGUGCCCCGCUCCCUUCGCCUGCGGGUACGCAACGACCUUGGUCUCGUCCUCCCGGGCCCCAAUGCCAAGGAUGAGGAUACUUGGGGUGAUGUUGUGACUCCCGACCGCUGGAAGGGCAAGUGCACCAAGGACCCGGUGCCGCGCGGACGCGAUGUCAUUCUCCGUGCCGACGGCGAUGCAAUUAUCGUUGACGGCAAGGUCAUUGAGAAGCCCUUCGUCGAGAAACCGGUCAACGGCGAGGACCACAAUGUCUACAUCUACUACCGUGGCGGUGGUGGUCGCCGUCUCUUCCGCAAGGUUGGCAACAAGUCGAGCGAGUACGACCCCAACCUUUACCACCCGCGCACUGUUGGCUCGUUCAUCUACGAGGAGUUUAUCAACGUCGACAAUGCCGAGGACGUCAAGGUGUACACCGUUGGCCCUGCCUUUUCGCAUGCCGAGACCCGCAAGUCGCCCGUCGUGGACGGCUUGGUGCAGCGCAACGCCGAUGGCAAGGAGACUCGCUUUAUUACUAAGCUUUCGGAACACGAGGAGGAGUACGCACGCGACAUUGUCGAGGCCUUUGGCCAGCGCGUCUGCGGCUUUGACCUUCUUCGUUGCGAGGGCGGACAGCGCAGCAUGGUCAUUGACGUCAAUGGCUGGUCGUUUGUCAAGGGCAACCAGGCGUACUAUGACCGUUCUGCCGAAAUCCUCUCGGCCGUCUGCAACCAGGCUCGCGAGCGUAAGAUUGCUGCUGCUGCUGCCAAAGCGAGCGUACCGCGGUCAAUCGCCAUGCCGCCUCCGUCGACUACCACGUCGACUUCGACGCUUCGCGCAACCGUCACGGUGCUCCGCCACGCUGACCGCACGCCCAAGAUGAAGCUCAAGUUCUCCUUCCCUGCUCACGAGCAAUGGACCAAGCCGUUCCUUGCGCUUCUCCGUGGUCACCGCGAGGAGAUCAUCCUCCGCGACCCCCGCCAGCUCAACUACAUCCUGCUUGCUGCUGAGGAGGCCGAGAAGUUGCCUGGUGUCACUCCCGAGAACAUUACCAAGCUUGGCCAGCUCCGUGAGGUGCUUGUCAAGAAGAUGUCUCUGCCCGGCACCAAGGCUCAGCUCAAGCCUAGCUUUGUCAAGAAGAAGAGCGAGGAGGGCGAGGACAAGGACAAGAAGAAGGACAAGAAGGACAAGAAGAACAAGGGUGGUUCAGAUGACGAGGGCGAGCUUACCGAGACCGAGAGCCGCAAGCGUGUCGACGACUGGCUGCAGCGUGGAAGUGUAGGCAAUGCCCCGGCGGGCGAGCCUGCACACAUCCGUUCACCUGAACUCUCGGCCGUCAUCGGCAACUCGGACAACUGCGCCAUUCCCGAGGGUCUUGAGAAGAUGCAGCUGGUUGUCAAGUGGGGUGGCGAGAGCACCCACUCGGCCCGUUACCAGUCACGCGACUUGGGUGACGCGUUUAAGAAGGAUGUGCUUAACAACGUCAAGAUCUACACUUCAUCUGAACGCCGUGUCAUCAACACCGCCCAGAUCUUCGCGCACGCUCUGCUCGGUGUUGAAGGUUCCCAGUCGCAGUCACAGUCGCAAUCGUCUACGCCCGCUCCUUCACGCGCUGCGGCAAGCACCGCCCCCAAUGACCCUUCGUGCCCCGUCAUCUCGCAUCUUAUCCAGCGUCGCGACUUGCUCGAUGACAACAAUGCUGGCAAGGAGAUGAUGACCGAGGCCAAGAAGAAGCUCAAGAUCCUGCUCCGUUCAGGCGAGACUGAGCGCCGUGCGGACCUGGCCUGGCCUAAGAGCUUCAAGAAGGAGCCUGUCGAGGUGGUCAAGGAGGUCAUUGAGCAGCUCACCGAGCUCCGGGCUAUUAUGCGUGCCAACUAUGAGAACGGCAAUGUCGACAAGAUCCCCCAGCAGAGGUGGUGCUCUGGCGACUCCCCCUGGCUCUUCCGCGAGCGUUGGGAGAAGAUCUUCGAGGACUGGGUUGGCGUCAAGCAGGAGAAGUUUGACCCUUCGCGUGUCAGCGAACUGUAUGACAGCAUCAAGUACGACUCGCUGCACAACCGCAACUUCCUGUUCGCCGUGUUCGAUCCCGCGGGCAAGGGUCUGUCGUCGCGCAGCGGUGCCGAACACCAAGACCGCCGCCUGCACGAGCUCGUUGGUCGUGCGAAGGCUCUCUUUGACCUUGUGGCACCGCAAGAAUACGGUUUCGACGCCGAGGGCAAGGAGGAGAUUGGUGUUCUCACAUCACUUCCUCUCCUCCGCAAGGUCUGGGGUGACCUCGAGGAGGCCAAGUCGACUGGCAAGAGCCUGGCGUGCUUCUACUUUACCAAGGAGUCGCACAUUACCACCUUUGUUCACCUUUUGCUCGCGUCCGGGCUGCCCUUCACCAACCUGCGCAUUCCCGAGCUCGACUACUGCUCGCACGUUACCAUUGAGCUGUGGGAGAAGACGUCUGCGAAAGACGCCAAGCAGAGCAAGGACUUUUCUAUUCGACUCUCCAUCAGCGAGGGUGCACACAGUCCGGCGGUGCUUGACAGCAAUGUCGAUGCGCGCCACUCCCUUACUGUGCAACCUCGCAAGAAGCUCACCUCGCAUGUCGAGUGGGCUGUCGCUGAACGGUGCCUGUCCAAGCACUUUGACAAGGGCCUGACCUUUUCGACUACCCCGCUCGAGGUACGUAUCAUGCUGAGUUUAUGUGCUCUCCCAGACACGGGACGAGGCGACGAAGUGUACCUGAAAAAGGCCAUUCAUGACGAAGCCGUGCUUCCCCUGUCGCUCACGCGUGCAGGCGACGAUACCCCUCGCGUCAUGAGCAGUGCCAGUAGCUAUCGGAGCACCGCCAGUGAUGCGGGAUGGUAG